Messenger RNA from Trichoderma breve, 612 nucleotides. Its product is annotated as NUDIX domain-containing protein. Lineage: Eukaryota; Fungi; Ascomycota; Sordariomycetes; Hypocreales; Hypocreaceae. The record is from RefSeq and is a predicted model, not a curated record. The coding region runs from base 1 to 612 and encodes 203 amino acids. The transcript has a single exon.
AUGUCUCAAAUCAGCUCCCCACAAGAAUCCCCCGCAUCGCCGCCCAAAUUCCUUUUCGAUGUCGACGACUCUCUUGGCGAAUGGAACGUACCUGUUCAACAAUGGCUCGAUGCACACAAAGUGAAGCUUGAGGAGCGCCAGAUCAAGCUAGACAGGUUGGCGACAGGCUGUGUCGUGGUUAAUCCCGAAGGAAAGGUCCUCCUCAUCCAGCGCGCCAGCCACGAUUCCAUGCCAAACAGAUGGGAGAUACCUGGCGGCGCUGCUGAUGACAGCGAUCCCACCAUCUUGCACGGCGCUGCACGAGAACUGUGGGAGGAAACGAGGCUUGUCGCAAAACGUUUUGUCCGGCCCGUUACAGAGGGACCGGAGGGAGGGGAUCUGCGAGUGUUCCCAAAUAGCACGAAAACACUAUGGCUCUGCAGGUUUUCAUUCGAAGUGGAGGUUGAAAGUGCCAGUCAAGUUACGUUGGAUGCGAAUGAGCACCAGGAUUUUGUUUGGGCUACGGAAGAUGAAGUCAAGGCGCAGAAAAUCGGUGAUCGGGACAUUCCUCUUACACAUGAGUCUGCGAGGUCUGUUAUUUUGGAAUCUUUCCGGCUGAGGAAUGAGAACUAG